Molecule: messenger RNA, 894 nt
Organism: Moesziomyces antarcticus
Lineage: Eukaryota; Fungi; Basidiomycota; Ustilaginomycetes; Ustilaginales; Ustilaginaceae
Product: nudix hydrolase
Exons: 1
Coding region: 1-894 (297 amino acids)
Biological process (GO): coenzyme A catabolic process
Molecular function (GO): coenzyme A diphosphatase activity; acetyl-CoA hydrolase activity
Source: RefSeq, a predicted model, not a curated record
AUGGAGGUGCACACGGCAUCGAAUGGCGAGUGCCACGAGUGGCUCGACUCGCUCUCGGCGCCGAAUGCAGCGUGCAUUCGGCGGCUCAUCGCCACGCCUGCUGCGCCGAGCUUCCAGCAUGUGCCCACGCGCAAGCAAGCAGCAGUGGCGGCGCUGCUGUACCAAGAGGCCUCGAGUGGCGAGUUGCGCGUCAUCAUGACCACGCGUGCACUCCAUCUGCGCUCGCAUCCGGGCCAAGCGUCUCUACCCGGUGGAAAAGUGGACUCGUCCGAUGCGGAUGUGGUGGUGACGGCGCUGCGCGAGUCGGUGGAAGAGAUUGCGCUCCCCUCGCGCUCGGCGAUGCACGUGCACACGGGCUACCCGUUCCUGAGCAAGCUCGGCCUGCUGGUUCAUCCAGUCGUCUUCCUCGUGCGCAAUCCCACCAAGGUGCUCAAGGGCCUCAGAGCGUCUCCGGAUGAAGUGUCGGAUAUCUGGUCCACGCCGCUACGGGCUUUUCUGUCGUCGACCGCGCUAGAGGGGAUGGAGCUAUCGGACCCACGCAGUGUGGACAAACACCGCCCACCACAGGAGGCAUUCAGGACGUAUACGGAUGUGCCCUGGUUGGGCGCCGUGUACAGGCUGCAUAGGUUCAGGAGCUCGCAUCAGCUGGUCAAGGGUCUGACGGCCGACGUGCUCAUCAGUGUGGCGCACACGGCGUACGGCGUAGAACCGAGGUACGCCAUCAGGGCCGAGGGGCAGAUGAGCUGGGAAAGCAUGGUCGAGAUGGUCGUCAAGCGGUACAUGGGCCCCCAGCGUGCCGAACAGAGGUGGGGCGACGGAGAGUCGGGCGAUGCCCAGGGAAGCUCCGAGGCCUUCGAAACACAUAUUGGCCACGACGACCUCGUCGACACCUAA